Molecule: messenger RNA, 418 nt
Organism: Symbiodinium necroappetens
Lineage: Eukaryota; Dinophyceae; Suessiales; Symbiodiniaceae
Source: the annotation of a GenBank genome assembly
AUGUCUGCUUCCGGACUCACGCCAGUGAUGGAGGCCGCCGCCGCCCCUGCGACGCCUACCGGGGCGGUCGGCUCUCCGGCCACUCCUGGCGUGAGUCUGGACUUCGGCCCGACCUCGGCGCCUACUACAACCGCGCCUGGUGGUCUGGACCUGGAUAGCCUGGAGGGGCUUGAGCCUACGCCUCUUGGGGCGUCUGGCUCCUCUGGCGCCGGGUGCUACGGAGCCGAGGUCGUCGACUUGCUGGGCCUGGAGCUCGACGACAGCCCGGCCCACUUCAUCCGGUCGUUCGUGGCGGGCCUCUCCGUCACUGGCUUGGCGGCCGCCAUCAGGGCGCUUUCGCCCGAGGACGCCUCCAACCUCAGGGCGGCCAUGGCCGAGGCGGAGGCCACGCCGGAUCAGGACACGGCGGCGGACGAGG